AUAGUGCUUGAGUGACCAAAAGUGUAAAAAUAAAUAAAUAAAUAAAUAGUGAAUUAUUGUAUAAAAUGAUUUCAAGUUCUAAACUUUGUGAAUGGACUAAAUAGACUUAUAAAACAUUUAUUUCACAUCAAAAUGUUUAGUGUCAAGCUAAUUCCUGUUCUCCUGGUCAUCGAGUUGAGGUUCUCAAAAUGUUCGCUGGUGAUUGACAACUUUCUACAGAAGUCUAUAUUCCUAUCUGACUACUGUCCCUCCUUUGAGUUCUGCAGAGAGGGCGCCCACGUCAUGUGCAUGUACUACAACCCUAACCAGGUGCUGGGUCCAAAAUGCAAUAAUGGUCAAAACAUCACCAUCACCGAGGAGUUAGCAACAAAACUGUUGGACGUGACAAAUGCGAUAAGGAGCAAAAUAGCAAACGGGAGAGAAGUAGGCAAGGAUGGCGAGACGCUGCCUCGGGGAUAUGGGAUCUUUCGACUGCAAUGGGACAACGAGCUAGCAACGUUCGCACAAGUGCUGGCCAACCAAUGUACUCUACGACAUGAUUUCUGUCGAUCAACCAAAAGGUUCCCAGACCCUGGACAAGCGGUGGGUCUGGUGCGGUUUUCGUACCCAGACUGGAAGAUAAUGUCCAGAAAACAAGACCCUCCUGGGUUAACUGACGCCAAAAUGAUUUAUGCUGUCACAAUGACCCUCAAGAAUUGGUACUCGCAAAAAACUGAUGUUACCGAAAAAAUGGUGAAGAUGUAUCCUGACUAUAGUUUAUCCCCCAAUUCAGGAGCACCAGGUCGCCUUUACCUGGAGUUGAUAAACGGUGCAGCAACACACAUGGGCUGCGGCAUGGCAGCCUAUUCCGAGUACAUCUAUCACAAGAACUCUCGACAGGAUAUGUACAACUCCAUGAUAUUAGUAUGUAACUAUUCUGUGCGACCCCGAAAAGGGCGUGAAUCAUAUGUUACGGAGCCCCCAAUACCAGGCCAAGGAUACAGCCCCCAAUGUGGUUGCCCUCCAGAUUCUGUGGAAGAUGAGGAUUGCCUCUGCAAUGUAGUAAAGAAGGACCCUGAACGUAAAUUACCAGAAAAGUGUAACAGCCUCGACGGUAAGGGAUGCGAGCCGACCCUGGUUCUACUGCCUAUAUUCACCAUGGAAGACUCGCCAUCUGACAAAUUAUUUGAACAAGCAGAAAGUAUGAAAGACCCGUUGAAGGAUUUUAUAUUGCAAAGGAUGGACAAUUCGAGUGGCUCUCAAAGGACUAUAGAAUCUGAAAAUAUAUUUGAUAUUUUUACUUCAAAACCAAAACAGAGUGCUCUGCAAAGCUUUGCACUAAGAUCUGGUCCGACCGGACAAGCACUGAGGCAGACAUCAUCACAAUCAUCUAACAUUAUAUACAGAGCGCCGGUUGCACCGCCUGCGUUUUCACUAACGGUCGAAUCUCCUCCUCCUCCUCCAAGAAUACCACCACCACCGCCGCCACUACCACCCCCUCCACCACCGCCUCGACUUCCAGCUCGUACCCGCCACAAGACUCAUGCACCACCACCAAUCCCACCACCAAUCCCACCACCAAUUCCCCCACGGCCUCCACCGCGCAAGCCACCUCACGCUCGCACUACACCAAAGCGUGACUACACACCAGCUCUAAGGGCACAUGAUGAUUCACAAACGAUAGAUGCCACACAUUCUGAUGAUGAGUUCGACCCACCAAAGAUAGGACCACCCCCUAUACCACCGAGACUAUCCCACAAAAAAGUGACAAAGAAAUCUAGUAUAUUCACAAAAGUAGCACAAUUUAAGUUGCCAGCUAGAAAAAACAUGGUGUCCCCAUUUGUAACAGCAAAGAAAGAUGUUUCACCACGAAAAGAUUUUUCGAACUUAAAUAAAGAAGUUGAUGAAUAUCUAAAACGUCAACGGUUUGCAUAUAGAAGGAAUGAUGUACAUUCAGAAGUUGCUACUCCAGAUUUAGAAACACCACACACAGAAGUACACGCGGAUGAAAUAACAACUGAAGUCAUUUUAAAGACUGCUGAGGAAAGAGUCAUUAAUUUCAAUCAGUAUUUGAAAGAAAAAAAGUACAAUAUUGAUAAUCAUACCUUAGACAUGGUACUCAAAGAAGAAAACGAAAAAGACAGCAAGCUACUAUCUCUCCUCAAUACUUUGGAGAAAGAAGUGAAACAUAUUGCACUCGAUGGUAACGAAAAAGAAUUGUUUGAUGCAAAAAUUAGAAAAAUUUACGGUUCAAUAGUAGGUACCACUGAAACAACAUUACUUUCGCCUGUUACUACCAACGCCUAUGAUUCAGAUGUUGCCGAAAUUGACAUUGGUAACACGAAAAAUUCAGGAAAACACGAACUUGCUAAUUUAACUGAUGAUGAAAAACAUCCACAUGAGCUCAAAAAAAGUAGCGUACCUCCUGAAGGAGAUACGGAGAUGAGUCAUACAAAGAAUUAUGACUAUUUAGUUCACUCAAGGAACAAAAAGUUAAAUAAUGAUUUGCUACAUAAAAGGUACAAUAAUAAUUUAGAUGAGAAUGGUUUCAGUGAUACGGAAGGCAAACAUGAUGUUAAUAAUCAUAACAAAUAUACUUACCACCACGGUCAUAAAUAUGAUUCUGAUAUGGAACAAAAAUACAUGGACUAUUUCGAAAAUAAAUUUAACGAGAAUCUUGAUCACAAUAAAUACAGCGAAAACAAUUUAGAUCUAAAAUUCGAUAUAAGACAUAAAUAUAUUGAAAAUGACCCAAAGUAUCACUUCGAUGACAAUUUGAACAAUAAAUUUGACGAUAACUUACCAGUUCAUAAGAAGCUAUUAAAGUAUGUAGGUAAAGAUUUCAAUGAAAUCAGAGAAUUAAAACAUAACUCCUUAACUUCUAUGGAAGAUAAUGCACUUAGACACAGUAAUUUGCUGAAAUUUAGGAACAGAGACUUAGCUAAAGGUAGCCAUGAUCGCCAAGAAAGGGAUAAUCACAGAAAUAAGGAACUAGAAAGAAAGCACAGAGAAAAGGUAGAAAUAAAAAGAAAUAAAAUCUACCAUUAUCGCGAUGAUGGUAGUAUAAAUGAUCCGUUAAGUUUAGAACGAAGAAAAUAUUAUCAAGAAAAGAUAGACAACAUUGAGAGAAGGCUUCGUUCAAAUGCUCGAAAUGCUAGACACAAGAAUGACCACGGAGCCGACAGACAAAUGCGUCGAAUGAAACCGAGUAUAUCAAGAACAAGGCCUAAAUCCGACAACAUCUACAUUCCGUCCAGUGGAAGAUUUAUACACUCCUUCUGAAAAGAAGAUGGUUAUACAAACUAAUAAUUAGAAUAAAAACCUGUAUAUGUAUAGGGGACCACCGGGAUGUUUUCAAGUCUCGAGGAGAUAGGCAAGCUUCAUCGUUGGCCCCAUCAUAGCUUUUCACCAGGCGAAAUGGAAUCCGGCGCGCCGUACGCACGGGUCUGGUUCUCGGGCGGCGUGCUUUUUUUUUGAGGUGGGAAAAUCAUCCAAUGACUUCUCUCGCCUUGGGCGAGGCGAAAGGGAGUGUCAGACUCUUACUGACUACAAACCACCCCGUUUCUACUCCUGCUUUUUGAACCGGAGCCCCGGUAAACCCGCUAGGUAGUCCGCUGUGCCCUUGUUCUCCGUCCGCAGACCCGCACUUACGGUGGCCGGAGACCGUCACGCGAUCCCCUAUGCCCGAAGUGUCUCUCGCGACGGCUGGGGCGAGAUGUGCGUGAUAAUUAAUCACACCAUUUUGACGCAUCAUUUCGCACGUUUGUACUGGCCCAGCUAUAGUGCAGCGGGUGUCCAUGGGUAGCGCUUCAUUGCCUACCAUCAGGUAGUCCGUCUGUUUCUCAAAUAAAAAUAUUGUUGACUAUUAUUUAGUACUUUACAAUUAACUAUAUUAUAAGUUUCAAGAAUACAUUCACAUA
Spodoptera frugiperda (fall armyworm) is the source of this 3899-nucleotide messenger RNA. RefSeq lists its product as uncharacterized. Gene Ontology annotation, cellular component: cytoplasm; actin filament. Bases 133 to 3261 code for a protein of 1042 amino acids. Gene Ontology annotation, molecular function: microtubule binding; actin binding. The transcript is spliced from 14 exons. NCBI's taxonomy places the organism in Eukaryota, Metazoa, Arthropoda, Insecta, Lepidoptera, Noctuidae. The record is from RefSeq and is a predicted model, not a curated record. Gene Ontology annotation, biological process: actin filament polymerization.